UCCUCUGAGCCUGUACGAUGGAGUGAAGCUGUUGGAGCUAUUGGCUGAUAAAAUCCACUUGGCAACCAGCAGCUUCAUCAACAUCAGCGUCGUCGGACCCGCGUUGACUUUCCGCAUCCGCCAGAACGAGCACAACAUGACGGCUGCAGAAGUGGCUGCUAAAGCUGUAUCCGAAAAGAACUUCCUGGAGUCGGAGACAGGCCUGAAGAUCGUACAGACUGGUGUGGGAGAGAGGACGGAUGCACGGGGUCUCCCUCAGGUAACCAGGGUUUCCCAGGGCUCCAGUGGGACAGUCAUCACCCUUGUUUCCAUGGCAGUUGUUGGAGGCGUGUUGGUAUUGGCCAUGGCCGUUGCUUGUCUCAGGCACUAUGCUCAGCAGGUGGCCAAUGGCAAGCUUGGCCUGGGGCCAGAGGGAGGAGCAGAAACACACUUUGACUACCAGGAGCUGUGUCGGCAGCACAUGGCGUCUAAAUCCUCCCUGUGCCGCCAGGACUGCGUGGGCGGGGGGAGCAGCGGCAUCGCGGGCUCCGCUAUAGGAACCGGCGCUGGUGGACGGAGGGGUACGGACACGUCCCGCGUCAGCAGCGUGUCCUCCCAGUUCAGCGAUGGUCCUCAGCACAGCCCGUCCUCCACCCACAGCUCCACCCCGUCCUGGAGUGAAGAGCCGGCCCAGUCCAACAUGGACAUCUCCACUGGUCACAUGAUCCUGGCGUAUAUGGAGGAUCACCUGCGCAAUAAGGACCGCCUUCAGAAGGAGUGGGAGGCCCUGUGCUCCUAUCAGGCCGAACCCAGUUCAGUAGCCGUGGCCCAAGUCCCGAGCAACAUGGACAAAAGCAGACACGCCGAGUCCCUCCCCUAUGAUCACUCUCGGGUGAAGCUGAAGGCUGAAGUAAACCCCAACAAACAAGAUUACAUCAACGCCAGCAUCAUUUUCGAUCACGACCCUCGCCAACCGGCUUAUAUCGCCACACAGGGACCUCUGCCACACACUGUCGCUGAUUUCUGGCAGAUGGUGUGGGAGAACGGCUGCACGGUGAUUGUGAUGAUGACGGCUCUGUUGGAGGACGGAGAGAAGCAGUGCGAACGAUACUGGCCUGACGAGGGCUCGUCACUCUACCACAUCUACGAGGUGAACCUGGUGUCGGAGCACAUCUGGUGUAAGGACUUCCUGGUGCGCAGCUUCUACUUGAAAAACGUCCAGACGCAGGAGACGAGAACCUUGACGCAGUUUCACCUGCUGAGCUGGCCUGCUGACGGCAUCCCCACCUCCACACGGCCGCUGCUCGACUUCCGCAGGAAGGUGAAUAAAUGUUACAGAGGUCGAUCCUGCCCAAUUAUUGUGCACUGCAGCGACGGCACCGGCAGGACUGGCACGUACAUCCUCAUCGACAUGGUGCUGAACCGCAUGGCCAAGGGAGUGAAGGAGAUUGACAUUGCAGCCACACUGGAGCACAUCAGAGACCAGAGACCAGGCCUGGUGCGCACCAAGGACCAGUUUGAGUUUGCUCUGACAGCAGUAGCCGAGGAGGUGAACGCCAUCUUGAAAGCGCUGCCACAGUGAGACGCGGCAGCCGAAGGACACGCCGACGAAAUGCAGAUACACAAGAGAAACACCCGACCCAAAGGACGCGCCAUCCGAUCAUGUAUGUCCGUUACUGUAAAUAAGAACUUGCUCGGCCACACUCGGAGCCGUCACCGCUCCCGUUGUCAACCUGCAGUAUUUCUUUUUUCAUCCACUCAUUCUCUGGGUUUUUAAAAACUUUUUGGAAGUUCUACAAUGAUAAAGGGUAGGAAAUGUUUUGUUGGCAGGAUGCAAAAGGUCAAAUUUCUUCACUAUUGUGGCACAAAUUUGAUCUCCGUCUCUGCUCUGUGAAGUUUCUACCUAAUUACACAAGGACCCGGCCAAAAGAAAUUACCAGAUUCAGAACCUUUGUGCCUGUGUGAACCCAGAUGAAACACUUCUCCUGAGCACAGAUUAGGGAGCCAUUGGCUGUGUGGUCAUACGGUCAGACAGUCCUUCUGUUUGACUGUAAUGGCUUUAACAUCAGAGUGUUUUUAUCUAUCUUACCGCCAUCUCAUUCAACUUUUGCCUUUUAGUGGACAUGAUUACCUCAAAUGACGAAUCAAAGGGUUUGUUUCGGCUGCUCUGAUAAACAAUCGGGCCAAUGUUAAAAUUAAAUCCCCUUGCGAACUUCUCUACCUU
This is a messenger RNA of Stegastes partitus (bicolor damselfish), 2203 nucleotides long. It is a transcript of the gene ptprna, whose product is annotated as protein tyrosine phosphatase receptor type Na. NCBI's taxonomy places the organism in Eukaryota, Metazoa, Chordata, Actinopteri, Pomacentridae. Gene Ontology annotation, biological process: regulation of secretion; insulin secretion involved in cellular response to glucose stimulus; protein dephosphorylation. Gene Ontology annotation, molecular function: protein tyrosine phosphatase activity. The annotation marks the transcript as partial. Gene Ontology annotation, cellular component: synapse; secretory granule. The transcript is spliced from 14 exons. The record is from RefSeq and is a predicted model, not a curated record.